AUGUCUUCAUAUGCCAUUACCGGAGCCUCCAAAGGCAUUGGCUGCGAGUUCGUGCGCCAACUCGCUGCCGAUACGGCCAACACGGUCCUAGCUAUUGUGCGAGACCCCGAAUCGCCCGACAUAUCUGAGCUCGCCUCCAAUCACCAUAACUUGCACGUCAUCAAAGGCGAUGUUACAGACCCCAAGUCCAUUCUCGAGGCAGCCUCGGCCGCAGCUGCUGUCACCGGUAGUAAGCUAGACGUGCUUAUCCACAACUCCAACGCCGUUGAUAUGGCCACCAUGUCCUCCAACCCGACCCAGAUUCCCUUUGAUGCUCAAGCCGUUCGGGCAAUUUUCGACCUGCCGUUCAGUACCGGUAUCUACGGCAGUCUAUGGACGACUAACGCCUUCCUACCCCUGAUUGAGAAGGGCAUCCAGAAGAAAAUUGUGCACAUCUCCAGCGCCAUGGCGGAUUUGGAUUUUAUCAAUAAGACUGGUGUCAGUGAUGCUGUCGCGUACUCUGUCGCAAAAGCCGGGAUGAACGUCCAAGUCGCCAAGUACGCAGCAGAACUUGCGCCUAGAGGCAUCAAGGUGUUGGCUUUGAGCCCUGGAUGGGUUGAUACGUGGGAGGGAGAGAAACCCUUUCAGGUAGUACAAGCGCAAAAUGUCAUGCUGAAGCAGUUUCAGGCAGCCGACCCUGAACUCAAGGGGCAGAUUCAGCCUAAUGAGAGCGUUAGAAAGUGCCUCCAGGUGAUUGAGAGUCUGGAUGCCGAGACUAGCGGCUUGCUUCUGAGCCAUAAUGGAGAUAAGGCAAGGUGGUUGUGA
Molecule: messenger RNA, 804 nt
Organism: Penicillium egyptiacum
Lineage: Eukaryota; Fungi; Ascomycota; Eurotiomycetes; Eurotiales; Aspergillaceae
Source: the annotation of a GenBank genome assembly